Messenger RNA from Pogoniulus pusillus (Red-fronted tinkerbird), 1395 nucleotides. RefSeq names its product SFT2 domain containing 1 (gene SFT2D1). NCBI's taxonomy places the organism in Eukaryota, Metazoa, Chordata, Aves, Piciformes, Lybiidae. The record is from RefSeq and is a predicted model, not a curated record. Bases 241 to 729 code for a protein of 162 amino acids. The transcript is spliced from 8 exons. Gene Ontology annotation, cellular component: membrane. Gene Ontology annotation, biological process: vesicle-mediated transport.
CCCGGUUCAUCUUCCCCUUCCUGGCAUUGGCAGCUGCUAACAGCUGCCGAGUUGCAUCUCGCGGGACGGUGCCGCUUUCCUCACGGCGGGCUAAGCGUCGCCAGCCCCCUGACGGGGCGUUGCUGAAGCCUUCCAGACCCAGGCCCGCACUGGUUUUGGCAGCCUUGGGCGCGCCGUGUGUCCCACUCUUCCCCUCUCUGUGUCCCGUGCACGCACCCGCACCCCCCGGUGUCCGCCCGCAUGCCUGUCCGCGUCAGUAAAUGGGGGAGGCAAAGAAGAGACGGAACUUUGUUGCUUGUGCCGGAUAGCAAGGUCCUUGAUGCCUCAACACUCAGCUUUGGUACUCGAGUCAGGUGGUUUGCAAUAUGCUUUGUUGCGGGCAUUGUAUGUUCUGUUCUUGGGACAGCAUUGCUAUGGCUCCCAAAGGGGAUCAAACUUUUUGCAGUGUUUUAUACCCUGGGAAAUAUUGCUGCAUUAGCCAGUACGUGUUUCCUGAUGGGGCCAGUGAAGCAACUGAAAGCAAUGUUUGAGCCAAAAAGAUUAAUCGCUACAAUUGUGAUGUUGCUCUGCCUACUAUUGACACUGUGUGCUGUGUUCUGGUGGAACAAAAAAGGUUUGGCAGUGUUAUUCUGCAUAUUGCAGUUCUUGGCAAUGACCUGGUAUAGUCUGUCAUAUAUUCCUUUUGCAAGGGAUGCUGUGAUUAAAUGCUUCACAACCUGUCUAGGGUAAAUUAAAAAGAAGAACCACUGUGCACUUUAAAAGCUGACUUUUAUUCCUCUGUGAAUUUUCCUCCACAAACCGUACUUUUCCAUGCAUUAAAAACCCAGUAACAAUUUAGUAUGACAUCCCCCAAAUGCAAAAGGCAAGGAAAUUAAUAUUUACUAGAAACAGUUUCAAAAAUAUAUUUGGUGAACUGUUUGCUUUAACUCUGGAACUUUCAGGCUGUUUUUAGCAGAAAAAUACAUUUAAGUGCUUUGUGCAAAGUAGUCUUGAGACUACACUGCAUCCAGUAACAGUUUAUUCCUCCCAUGCAGGCAGGACACUGAGAUCUGGAUAAUGUGUGUAAAGAUGUCAUUUACAGUUCUGUCUAAAAUUUACAGAGUGCCAUUUCUGUUUGUAUAUUAUUCAUUGUUUGCUUUUCCAAAGACAGAGUUUCAUAAAUGUUGUAAAGAUUUGGUAAAUUAUAAUCAACUGCUUCUUUGAAAUGCUUAUACGUGUGCCUUAUGGGAUAAAGCUUCCUGGAAGUACAUGAAAGAUCUGUUGAAAGCUUGUUGAAUGUUAUUAAAAAGCUGUAUUGUAAUUUUUUUACUUUCAUACUUCAAUACUUUUAGUAAAAACUUAUGGCUAAUGUAUAAAUUAAAUGUAUAAAAUAAAUUAGUUUUAAAGGCGCUUAAA